This is a messenger RNA of Populus nigra (black poplar), 2875 nucleotides long. RefSeq names its product subtilisin-like protease. The record is from RefSeq and is a predicted model, not a curated record. NCBI's taxonomy places the organism in Eukaryota, Viridiplantae, Streptophyta, Magnoliopsida, Malpighiales, Salicaceae. Gene Ontology annotation, molecular function: serine-type endopeptidase activity. Gene Ontology annotation, biological process: proteolysis. The transcript has a single exon. Bases 941 to 2875 code for a protein of 644 amino acids.
CCUUUUGUGGAAGUUUAUUCUGCUUGUCCUUGUUUUAUGUGCAAAUUUGCAGCAGGUUCUGUUUCUGACAAGUACUAUUGAGCUCUCAACAUGGUGCCUUUGAAAUACAAUUUCUUGUAGUUGCUGCCUUGGCUUAUUGCUGUAUUGCUUGUGCUCUUCGUUGGUGAAUUAUAUUUCUUGCGUUUUCUGGUGGUCUAUUUUGAUGGUUCUCUCAGAUCAAGUGUUCACAGCCUUCUCCCCAGAUGCUUUCUUUCCCCCUCCUUUUUGCCUGCUGAACAGGAUUAAGUGCUAAUAUGAGGUAGCUGCCUUUUUUGGUGCUUGAAGGUUUCUUCCCGAAUAUGUUUUACCGGUACUUCUACUGCGUGCAACAAUUAUCUGGUUUCAAAAUAAGGAUGCUUUAUAUUGCUGUGCAGCCGCAGCUGCUGCUAUAAAUGUUAAUAUUUGUGGCUAUGUGCACCUCUUGCUCCAGAUAAUGUAACUCCUCCUGCUUCUGUUUUUGUUGCUGCAGUCCUUCAGCUAAUCCUUUAUUGUUAUUAGUUUUAUGUUAUGCCGAUAUUUGGAUUGGCCCUCUAUCAAGAAUCGACCGUUUGUCUCCCACAGCUUAUUUAUUCCUUCGGCUCGUCUUUGGUUGCCGUAUUGUUCUCUUAGUUGUAUUCAAAAAGGGAAAAAAAAAGAAAAAAAAAAGAGAUGCAAUGACCUGGAAUAGUGAAAAACAAGAUUAAGACCAACAUCCUAAGGUCAAUCAAGCAUAUCGCAUAAGAUCAAUCGCAAUAACACCUCGUUAACUGCAUAGACAAGCAUGAUGGUGUUACCAAGAUCAUACACCUCUGGCUGCAUAUAGCAAAUAUGUAAAAUAGAAACAAAGUGACACGUCCAUCAACCUAAAUGCCGGCCAUCGUUCAUUUCCAUAUGCAAACUCUCUCCCCUACGCUACAUAAAUAUGUGUUUAGGUUUGUGCAUUGAUUUACAAUUUCAAUCAUUUUCUAGCUCUUUCACUAGAAUGGAAAACAAUAGGUCUGAACUGUUGCCAACUAUGGUGGUUGUCUUUCUUGUUGGCUUCAUCUCCAUGUUUAGCUUCUCUCAAGCAUUCACUGAUGAAGGGAAACCACUAAGAACUUCGGAGACUAGUCAAAAAGGCAAAUUUGAAACUUACAUUGUCUUUGUACAGAAGCCAGAGGGGGUGGUUUCUGCUGAUGACCUGGACAGCUGGUACAAGUCAUUUUUACCAGUUACAAUUCCAAGUUCAAACCACCAGGAACGCAUGGUGUAUUCUUACAGACAUGUCGCCACUGGGUUUGCUGCAAAACUAACAGCAGAAGAAGCAAAAGCUAUGGAAGAUAAGGAUGGGUUUUUGUCUGCAAAGCCCCAAAAGGUAUUAUCUCUACAUACAACUCACAGUCCAAACUUCUUGGGGUUGCAAAAAAAUUUAGGAUUUUGGAGAAACUCAACUUAUGGAAAGGGAGUGAUUAUUGGGGUUUUGGACACUGGAAUAUCUCCGGAUCACCCUUCAUUCAGUGAUGAAGGAGUGCCUCCUCCACCAACCAAAUGGAAAGGGAAAUGUAACUUCAACGGAACUGUGUGUAACAACAAACUCAUUGGUGCAAGAGAUUUUACUUCAUCGAAAGCUGCACCACCAUUCGAUGAAGAAGGCCAUGGGACUCACACGGCCAGCACAGCAGCUGGAAAUUUUGUAAAUGAUGCCAGUGUGUUUGGCAAUGCUAAUGGCACAGCAGUUGGUAUGGCGCCUCUGGCUCACCUGGCCAUUUACAAAGUCUGCUCUGAUUUUGGUUGUGCAGAAAGUGAUAUAUUGGCUGCAAUGGAUGCUGCUGUUGAGGAUGGUGUGGAUGUGCUUUCGCUUUCCCUUGGUGGUGGCUCAGCGCCUUUUUUUGAAGAUUCAAUUGCAGUGGGAGCUUUUGGAGCAACUCAGAAGGGAAUUUUCGUUAGUUGUUCAGCAGGGAAUGAAGGUCCAUAUAGUGGUUCUUUAUCAAAUGAGGCCCCGUGGAUUCUCACUGUUGGAGCAAGCACCAUUGAUAGAAGCAUAAGAGCAGAUGUGUUGCUUGGGAAUUCCAAUCAUUUUUUUGGCGAAUCCCUCUUCCAGUCAAAUUCACCUCCAUAUAUGAGUCUUGUUUAUGCAGGUGCUCAUGGUUCUCAAUCAGCAGCAUUUUGUGCACCAGAAUCAUUGACAGAUAUAGAUGUCAAAGGCAAGAUAGUUCUUUGUGAGAGAGGUGGUGGGAUAGCAAGAAUAGACAAAGGACAAGCUGUGAAGGAUGCCGGUGGUGCUGCUAUGAUUCUUAUGAAUGACAAGGAUAGUGGCUAUAGCACCUUAGCAGAUGCUCAUGUACUUCCUGCAUCACAUGUGAGUUACUCAGCUGGGUUGAGCAUCAAAGCCUACAUAAACUUAACACAAGUUCCAACAGCUACAAUCAUGUUUCUUGGAACUAAAAUUGGUGAUAAAACUGCUCCGACGGUUGCUUCAUUUUCCUCUAGAGGGCCAAGCUUGGCAAGCCCAGGCAUAUUGAAACCCGAUAUUAUUGGCCCUGGCGUGAGCAUUCUAGCAGCAUGGCCAGUUUCUGUGGAGAACAAGGCAGAUACGAAGUCCACAUUUAACAUUAUCUCAGGCACCUCAAUGUCUUGCCCACAUCUGAGUGGCAUUGCUGCUCUGCUGAAAAGUGCCCACCCUGACUGGUCUCCUGCUGCCAUCAAAUCUGCUAUCAUGACUACUGCUGAUUUAGUUAACCUUGGCAACCAGCCAAUUCUGGACGAGAGGCUUUUACCUGCUGAUAUAUUGGCCACUGGAGCUGGCCAUGUUAACCCAUCAAAAGCAAGUGAUCCGGAUGAAAAUAACGAUCUGUUCUUUUGCAUUUUCAUCUCCUGA